Striga hermonthica is the source of this 588-nucleotide messenger RNA. NCBI's taxonomy places the organism in Eukaryota, Viridiplantae, Streptophyta, Magnoliopsida, Lamiales, Orobanchaceae. The record is from the annotation of a GenBank genome assembly.
AUGGCUUCCAACGACCAAGAGAACCAAAAGUCAACCAACCCGGCCCUCGAACCGGAUCUGGACACUCCGACGGAUCCGGGUCUGGAGCUGGCCCAAUUUGCAGCGGGCUGCUUUUGGAGCGUCGAGCUGGCCUUCCAGAGAGUGGAGGGCGUGGUGAAGACUGAGGUGGGCUACUCGCAGGGCCAGGUCCAUGACCCGAAUUACAGACUGAUCUGCACCGGAUCCACUAAUCACGCUGAAGUUGUUCGGGUUCAUUUCGACCCGAAAGUUUGCCCCUACACCACUUUGCUGGACGUGUUUUGGGGAAAACAUGAUCCCACCACCCUCAAUCGCCAGGGAGGGGAUAGCGGGACACAAUACAGGUCAGGCAUAUACUAUUACAACGAGACACAAGCUAAAUUAGCCCGAGAUUCGCUAGAAGCAAAGCAAAAGGAGAUCAAGGUAAAAAUCGUGACUGAAAUCCUACCGGCCAAGACAUUUUACCGGGCCGAAGAAUAUCACCAGCAGUACUUGGAGAAAGGCGGGCGUAAUGGCUCCAAGCAAUCGGCUGCUAAGGGCUGCAAGGACCCGAUCCGUUGCUACGGUUAG